Messenger RNA from Mobula hypostoma (lesser devil ray), 8023 nucleotides. It is a transcript of the gene znfx1, whose product is annotated as zinc finger, NFX1-type containing 1. Gene Ontology annotation, cellular component: nuclear RNA-directed RNA polymerase complex. Lineage: Eukaryota; Metazoa; Chordata; Chondrichthyes; Myliobatiformes; Myliobatidae. The transcript is spliced from 15 exons. Gene Ontology annotation, biological process: regulatory ncRNA-mediated heterochromatin formation. The record is from RefSeq and is a predicted model, not a curated record. The coding region runs from base 334 to 6234 and encodes 1966 amino acids. Gene Ontology annotation, molecular function: helicase activity.
UCCAUUGGGUUAUAUAUUUGCUUUUUUUCCUUAUGCGGAGGUAAAGUAGCUGACAUAUUGGGACUGGGUUCGAAAUGUUGCUAUGCACGUCUAAGUGUAUGUCUGUAAUAAUCGUUGUCACCAUGGUAAAAUCACCACGUUACCUCUCCCAUGGAUGCUUUCAGACCGAUGUGAAAAUGAUGUCAUUGCACCAUUGAGUUACUGCACCAUCAAGUUGUUUCCUCGCUCUACCUUACAGUAUUCCGGGGGAUGCAUGUUUUUGCCAAAAUUGUGAAAGCUAGUGCCAUUUCCUGAUGUUCUGUAAGCAAUUGCCUGCAGAGCAAGCCAUUUCGAAUGGAUCCAGGCUACAGGUUGAGGGACCGAGAAGGUGAAGUGGAGAAUCCAUUCAGAAGAACAGCUACAGCAGAACAGUCAAGACGAAAUCCUAGAAGAGGGGAUGUAUUCACCAUUUACCAAGGUAGAAAGGCAGCCUCUGCAGAAAGAGCUUUACCACAAGGAUAUCAUCGUAACAGGAACCAGAGAAAUGCCACAGGAGCACCAGACAGAAAAGGUGCACCACAUCCCAGGAGAGCACUUUCAACACCUAGGCCAGGAGAGUUGCUCCCAACCAAAGAGUUUGGAGAAAGGAACCAAGAUCGUAACUUUAAUCACAAUCCCAGGAAUGCAGAUGGGAGGCAAAAUGGUCCCAGGGCGAAUCGGAACACAGCUGGUAGAGCCCCCAACGUUCAGGGCAAUUGUCAAGGCCCCCAGCAGGGUAAGAGGGACCAGCAUAAUGAACAUAGACAUGAACCAUGGAGAAGGAAUGACUUUCCUGAGGGAGGCAGAGGAAGACAGGCUGAAACGCAGGAUAAUUUGCACCAUCAGGAAAGGAGAUCUCACAAAGUACACACAAAGGACAAAGAACACAGUGUGAGAAAGUUAGGUUAUAAAGCACUGGAGAACCUUCUGGAUAAAGAGCCAUCUGAAAUUGUUAUAACAUUAGCUUGCAGUUCUGGCCUGAAAGAUGUAUUAAAUAAACAACUAGACAUAGGUUUUAUCCAACUCAUUUGUAAAGUUUUGCAUAAGGCUUGUCAGUCUAAGACUGAUCGUCAGAGCAUUCAACAUCUCUUGGGCAUGGUAAAGGACUCUCAAUUUCUGAAGGUUCGAUUGCCUCAUUAUGUGGUUCAGAUGAGUACAGAUUCGGUGCCUGUCCGUAGAGAGCAGUACCCUGAACAUAUUGAAAGAAUUUUGUUCUUGCUUCAGGAAUUAAUAAGCAUCUUUCCAGCCAGUUCAGUUCAAGAGGUGUCUAUGGUAAUUUUGGUAUUGGACCCUACGGUGAAUACACUACGGGCUGCUGGGGUUUCAAUUGGUGAAGAGAUUGAAAAUAGUAUGGAAAAGAUAAAAAAUAUAAUUCAACACUUACAGCAGAGAAAGCGAGAUGGAACUCUCAAAAAUGACACCCUUAUGUUGCUAGACAAUAAGGAAACAAAUCCUGAAGACAACUACAGAAGAAUGACCAUCUAUCCUACUUACAAUGAGGUGCAUCUUGAAGAGAAGCCAUUUCUGCGACCUAAUCUAAUUACUGAAAAAUAUACAAAUGCUGAAGUGUACCUCGACACCCAUUUUCGUCUUCUGAGAGAAGACUUUGUGAGACCUUUGAGAGAAGGUAUCUUAGACUUGCUUCAUAAUUAUGAUGGCAAAGGCCUGAGGAGGAAAGUAUUUGAUGACAUCAGAGUAUAUUUCAAUACCCGCAUCUUAGUCCCCCUGUGCACGGCUAGUGGUGUUGGGUAUAAAGUUCAGUUUGACACGCAGCCCUUGAGGUUUGUCCGGUGGCAAAAUUCAAAGCGUUUGCUGUAUGGUUCACUUGUGUGUAUGUCAAAAGACAACUUUGAGACAUUACUUUUUGCAACUGUGUCAGAUAGGGAUCCUAAGAAACUCAAAGAAGGUGUUGUCUAUCUGUCCUUUAAUGCACGAAGCCGGCCCCUGCUAGCUGAAGUAGAACCUUCAGAUUGUUUUUUGAUGGUGGAAACAACAGCGUAUUUUGAAGCCUACCGCCAUGUUCUUGAAGGACUACAGGAGAUAGAAGGGGAGGAUAUUCCCUUCCAGAAGUAUAUUGUAGAAUGUAACACAGAUAUCCAGGCCCCAAGAUACUUAUAUUACAAUAGCCAAUAUGACCUUGAACCACUAAUGAAGGAGAAAGCAAAACGCUCUGAGGAAAUGGACAAAGACCCAUUUCAAAUUUUGAUGAGGAACACCAAAAUCAACGUUCUCAAUAACACAUCGUGGCCGUCAAAGGAAGCAUUGAACUUGGAUGAGUCACAGAUGAAAGCUCUGAAGAUGGCACUGACUAAGGAACUGGCCAUCAUACAAGGGCCUCCUGGAACAGGAAAAACUUAUGUGGGAUUAAAAAUUGUGCAAGCACUCCUACAUAAUGAGCAAAUUUGGCAAACACAUUUGCAGAAGGCUCCAGUUUUGGUGGUGUGCUAUACAAACCAUGCUCUUGACCAGUUUCUUGAAGGAAUCUAUGGAUUUUUGCACAAUGGUCUGGUCAGAGUGGGUGGAAGGAGUAACAGCGAACUACUGAAAAGAUUCACCCUGAAGGAACUGCGGAACGCCAGGGAUUUCAGAAAAAAACUACCUCAGCACCUGCGAGGAGCCUAUUUUGAAGUAACAAACCAGAUGAGAGAAUCUGAGCAAAAGAUUUGCACUGCAGCAAAACACUUGGAGUGCACAACACAAGGAAUUCUCCAUGAACAGUAUUUGGAAAAAUACAUCUCGCCAGUGCACUGGCAGAGCUUGCAGAGUGGAUGGAUUUUUGAUAAUCAAUUUCCUGGACAAAAGCAUUCAUUACUCUUAGAGUGGUUGGGUCUUGGCUUCAUGGGUGUACCUGAAAUUCCUGGAAGAUCACCACUUAACAUGGAAAAUGCAGAUGACCAGGAAGAUGAGGAUGAGGAUAAAGAUGACGAGGAAGAAGAACUCAUUCAUAUCCCUGAGGAAGCAGAGCUCAUUCAGGCAGAGAGAGUGAUUGAUGGGAAUGAGCUAAAAACGAGGACCAGGAAGAAGGAAGAUGCUGAUAUUGCUGAACUGGCAAACACAUUGUUAGCAAUGAAUCUGAACCAAGGAACUCAGGCAGCACACCAAAUAGAAGAAGGCUGGCAACAACAACGCACACAGAAGAAGAAAAUGAAAAAGAAAGCAAAAGGGGAACUGCAGAAGAGUGGUGUUAUGUCUGCAGCAGAGCAGAAAAAAAUUACCAAUAUCUGGCUGCUCCCUCUCGAGGACAGGUGGCGUCUGUACAGAUUGUGGAUAUCCAUAUAUCAGAUGGAUAUAAGGCGACGGAUAAUCCAGCAUGAGCAGCUGUAUCAAACAGCAGCUGACAGACUGACAGAGUUAAGGCUACAAGAAGACCUCUGGGUCCUGAAGGAAGCUAAAGUUGUUGGAAUGACAACCACAGGUGCAGCUAAAUACAGGAAGGUUCUGCAGGAAGUACAGCCCCGCAUUGUGGUGGUAGAAGAAGCAGCUGAGGUUCUUGAAGCCCAUUUAAUAACAACACUCAGCAAAGCAUGUCAACAUCUCAUUCUGAUUGGAGACCAUCAACAGCUUCGUCCCAGUGCAACAGUGUAUGAUCUCGCCAGAAACUUCCACUUGGAGGUUUCUUUAUUUGAAAGGCUCGUAAAAGUCAACGUUCCAUUCGUGCGGCUGGAUUAUCAGCAUCGUAUGAGACCAGAAAUUGCUGAGCUUUUAACUCCUCACAUCUACGAGCACCUGGAGAAUCACCCAUCUGUAAUGGAUUAUGAAAACAUUAAGGGAAUUUCAACAAAUCUUUUCUUUGUAGAACAUGAUUUCCCCGAAGAAGAAAUCCGAGAAGGCAAAAGCCAUCAGAAUCGGCACGAAGCCGCUUUUGUUGUUGCACUCUGUCACUAUCUCAUCUGCCAGGAUUACUCUCCUUCUCAGAUCACAAUCCUCACCACCUAUACAGGGCAACUCUUCUGUCUGCGCAAAAUGAUGCCUUCUGAGAAGUACGCUGGUGUGAAGGUUCACGUGGUCGACAAAUAUCAGGGAGAGGAGAAUGACAUCAUUCUGCUCUCUCUGGUGAGAAGCAAUGAAUCAGGCAAAAUUGGAUUUUUGCAAAUAGCAAAUAGGGUCUGUGUGGCACUAUCAAGGGCCAAGAAAGGUCUUUACUGCAUAGGAAACAUGAGUAUUCUAGCAAAUGUUCCUCUAUGGAGCAAGAUAAUGCAUACCUUGCAUGCAAGAGGCAAUAUUGGUCGUGCACUGUUACUAUCUUGCCAGAACCACCCCAAAACAAAGACCUUAGUGUCCAGAAAGGAGGAUUUCAGCGAAGUGCCUGAGGGAGGCUGCUCCCUGCCAUGUGAGUACAGGCUGGACUGUGGUCAUGUUUGCACAAGGGCAUGCCAUCCAUAUGAUGUGGACCACAAGAAAUUUGAUUGUUUGAAACCAUGUCAGAAAGUGAUUUGUGCAGUUGGGCAUAGAUGUACAAAACGAUGCUAUGAGAAAUGUGGCAAGUGUGAAGUAAAGGUGGAGAAGAUCAUUCCUAAAUGUGGACACUUGCAGCAAGUGCCUUGUUUUAAGAACCCAGCAGAUUUUUGCUGCAAAGAACCUUGUUCAAAAAUACUUUACUGUGGACAUGAAUGUACUAUGUCCUGUGGAGAGAAAUGUGCAAAAUGCAAGAAGCAAGUUGCAAUAACCUUAAAGUGUGGUCAUGUCCAAGAAGUAGAAUGUUACAUAAAAGAAGCUGCAAAGAUUGGGAACUGUGUUCCUUGCAAACAAAAAUGUAAUGCUAUCUUGGACUGUGAUCAUAACUGUCCUGGAUCCUGCCACCUUUGCUACGAAGGUCGCUUUCAUGAGAGUUGCAAACAGCCAUGCAAGCGUUUGCUAAUUUGCUCCCAUGAGUGCUUAGAGCCCUGCACAAAACAAUGCCCUCCAUGUCAAAGGCCCUGUGAAAACCUGUGCAAGCACAGCAAAUGUGGGAAGAGGUGUGGGGCUUCAUGUACUCCGUGUGUAGAGCCUUGUGAGUGGGCAUGUAAGCAUUAUAAAUGCCGAAAGCUCUGCUCAGAGCCAUGUGACAGGCAACCUUGUAAUGAGCCUUGCAAAAAACUGCUGAAAUGUGGGCAUCCUUGUGUCGGACUCUGUGGUGAACCAUGCCCAGGUAAAUGUCGUGUUUGUGACCGUGCUGAUCUCACUGAAAUUUUUUUUGGUACUGAGGAAGAACCCGAUGCCAGGUUUGUUCAACUGGAAGACUGUCACCAUGUUUUUGAAGUAACUGGUUUUGACCGUUACAUGAAUGAUGGUGAGGGGGAAAGCAGUGAUACAGUUAUAAAGCUGAAAAGCUGUCCAAGAUGCCAAACUCCCAUCAGGAAGAAUCUGCGUUACGGAGCAAUGAUAAAAAAGAGUCUCUGCGAAAUUGAAAAAGUAAAGAAGCUUGUUCAUGGGGAUGUAGAAAAAAUCAAGCAAUGUGCAACAGAUUUGAUAGUUCAACUAAACACAUACUCCAUCAUAGCUGAACAGUUCCCAAGUCUGUAUGAAGACUUGCUCUCUUCAUUGCAGUCAUCUGGAAUGUCACUGUAUAGUCUUUCUGUCAUUGAAAAUAAAAUUUCAUUUCUUUGCAGACUUGCUAAACUUAAAAGCCAAGAGGCGAAAUUAGAUAUGUCUAUGAAAGAAAAGUUUAAUACUAAAUUAUCUGAGUAUCUAACUUGGAUAGGCAGACGUCGAGAACGAUUUACAGAACAGGAGCUUAAUGACCUGCAAAGUGAAAUUCAAAGGCUUACAUUCCUUGUUGACCUCUAUGUUCGGUGCAGUAAGGCAUCAGGGAAAAAACUGGACUCUUCAACAGAACAGACUGUUGCACGUGUACAGCACAUCCUUGAAGGCACAAGGAAAUUUACCAAAGGGGAUGAAAAAUUAGUUCAAGAAAACAUGGAAAAAUUAAAGUUGGCUCUGCCCGAAACUGCUCUUGGCAUUUCUGAUUCAGAGCGAGUAAUGAUCGUUAAAGCAAUGGCCCUUCGUCAAGGUCAUUGGUACAAGUGUCCAAAUGGUCAUGUCUAUGUUAUCACAGAAUGUGGAGGUGCAAUGGAAAAAACCAAAUGCCCAGAUUGCGAUGCAAUGAUUGGAGGUACCAACCAUGCUUUGGAGCAUAGCAACCAAGUGGCUACAGAAAUGGAUGGAGCUCAAUAUCCUGUCUGGUCAGAGACUGCAAACAAUAUGUUGAAUUUUAGAGAACUUGCAGAAUUUUUCUGAGAGUAAGCAAGGGUUCUCAUUCAUUCCUAUGCAUAAAAUCUUGGAGUGUUUACAGAAUCUUGUGGUGACUUUGCAGAACUUUGAUGAUGCUGUUGCAAGGCAUGAAUAUCAGGCUUCAUUUUAUCCAGGGGCUGUGCCGUGUGUUUUAUCCUUUGCAAAUUGAAAGCAAAAUUGAUUAGGUUGAAUUACAAUAUGUUUUGGAUUAAGUUUGUAUCAUGUGUCUUGAAACAAUUGCAUUUUAGUAUAAUUAAAUAUCGGUCAUAUAUUUAAAAUGUCUUUAAUCUAGAAAUGAUUUGAAGUUUGUAUGUGUUGCAGUCAAUGUUGAUCUGUAAACCCAAAACAAAUUAAGAGUAGGUGGACUUCCUAUUCAUUGUUUUUCACUUUGUACUCUAAUUUUAUGUUUUGCUUUUACUUGUCAUUAAAAUGCAGCUUUCAUAGUUUAUAUUUCCUCUGGAAGGUAAUUGACUAGUUUAUUGCAAAAAUGCACACUUGGAAACUGAGGGACUAACUAGGUUUGUAUAGUUGAUUUUAUCCUUUACAAAUGAAUGCCACUGUCCCUCCUACUGAUGGUAAAUUUGCAGCCAUCAUCCACAGGAAACAGGAAACUCAGGAAAUUUCAGUCUAAAUACUGUAUAAUCCGGAGGAGCCUGGGGAAAUCCCUGUCAAGAGAAGCCAUGCUCCUGCCGUUCAUUGGGAUAUUUGGGCAGCAUUCUCUAUGCCGAGCCUCCUCUUCACCUAGAAGUAGGUGAGGUAAAUCUGUCAGUGAAAGUGGUGGCGAGGAAACAAUGUGGUUGUGCAGUGAACCAACAAAGAUGAAGGACUUUUUUCAUCUGAAUUAUACUCGGACUUUUUUUUACCGAGCAAGUUUCAUUCUGGCUUGUAUACAGCUCUGAAGCAGCUCCUUAGCAAAGGAUUUUCUUCAUGAAAAUUACCAUAUCAGAAGAACAAAAAUUGGGUAUAACAGGAGGCUCCCAGCUUGUGGAGUUUUAAGUUAUUGUGGUGAGAAUAACAGACCCCACUUUCUACAAAUCUAUUUUUGCACAUCUUUUGAGUCCACUUAGUGACUGGAAGGCCAAAAGAUCUCAUGGCUCAGUUGCUGAACACCUCACGCUUGCCUCAUGGUUGAGUAGCUAAAGUCUGCAAAUGUUGCAUCUUGACGUUUAAUCCAGGAGUAAUAGACCAAUGCUCUAUUAAGUCAAUUGAGAUAAAUAUGUUAGGAGUAGGUACCAACCCAGUUGAUGAGGUCAUUAUAUAAAGAGCUGCAAUAUGCAAGGCUUCAGGAACAUUUAAAGGAAAUUGGACAAACAUUGUUUAGGGAAAUAUGCACCUAUUGAAGUGCUAGUACAUCUCUAGAGUUUGAAUAUUAAUGUUUGUAAUCCUAGGACAUGGUUACCUUUCAAAACAUUGGCUGUCAUUGACAAACCAUUCAAGGAGAUACUGCAGCAGCAUUGUAGGAAAAUGGUUAUCUUCUGUCAGUAUUAACCUUCAUCCCACAGAAAGUGAAGAAUCUGGUUAUUGGUUAUUGUUCCGAUUAUUGGUUGUGUGAAUGAUUUCUAAUCACCUUUUUGUGGUUUUAAUGUAAAGUUAUUAACUUUUAGCAGAUUUUGUUUUUCCAUAGAUAAUUUUGUUAGAAACCUUAAAGCUGUUUGUCAGAUUAAACCAUUAAUUACAGAAUUGCUUGCGCCCAAUAUUCAAUGUCCCUCAAAAAUGUAAACAAAUAAAAUUACUUUAAUAAAACUUUUGGAGUCAGUGAAAAGAAUGCUAAAUUAACAUUGGUUUCAAAAAAUGG